CUUUCGCUCAGGUGGCAUCUCCAUACUGAAUGUCAUUCUGAAAUAAAUGGCGCUGAUUUACAAGCAUUUUUCGUUAAAUUCCUGUAGCUAAAAAUGUCCAGUGAAAGCGAGCAGUAUUAUAGCGAGGAAGCGGAGGAUUCUGUAGUUAACAACUCGAGUUUGGGCCGAUCAAGAAAGUCCUCGCGACGCAGCAAAUCCUCGCGCCCUAGUAGCGUUGGCGUGGUUAUAGAUGAAACGGAAUCAGAAGAGGAGGAGUCCCAGUCAAGUGAGUCAGCGGAAUCUGAAGAGGCCGGUGAAUCCGAGAACUCACAAAAUUCCCAGGAGUCUGAAGUCUCUGAUGACGACAGCGUUCGUCCGCCCGCCAGAAACACUAAGAGGAAGCUCUUGGGAAUCUCCUCCGAUACCGAAGAUGAAGACGACGAGCUAGAACAGCGCGCUUUAUCUCCCAGCACUCGCAUGAGCAUCACUGGGGUGCGACCUCAGGAUCUCAGCGAUGAGGACAGCGAAAUCGAGUACAGCGAUGGGUUGCAGGAGGCGCCUCUGGAAGCAAAAACUGCCGAAUCGGUCGUUCCGCGCUACACCACCCAGUUUGCUGAUAAUAUACAGAACGCCCUCCACUCCACGCUCGGUGCUGCGGAUUCUGAGGUCUUGGACGACUCCAGUGGCAGUGAUGUGCUCAUACUAAGCAACAAAGAGGCACCAAUUGAGAUACUUUCCAGCACAGACGACGAUGCUAGCACCAAUAAGGAAAACCUGACAGGUCCGCCAUUUGUACGCCCAUCUAAGUCUUUCUCGCCCAGAAGCAGUGCUGGUGCUCCGGUGGUCAAGACAAGUAAGAAACUCAGUCAGCCAACAAUACACGCGGUUCUUAAGCAAAAGACAUCUCCUGCCGCUCCACGUCGAUCUCGUAUUAAGAGCGAGGACCAGAAGGUGGUCAGCCAGGUGGUCUACGAUGAAGAGAUGCGUAAGUUGGCCGAAAAGCGCGUUCAGCUAAGCGAUGCGGAGAAGCUAUUCGAGAAAGUGGCGCACAAGCUGCCCGACAAGGGCAGCCAGAUUAGAAAGCGCAUUGACACCCUGCGCCGUGAGCUGGAAGUGGCCGCACAAUCUGCAAACGGACUAACGGUUGAGCCGAGUAGUGUGUCUGCAGUCAAAGUGGUCAAGUCAACAUUGAAUCCGCCCAGAGCUCCGUCCAUCGAUACUCCUGACUGGGAUGAGUUGUCGGAGGCUGUCAAUGAAAUCAAACCCGUCUAUACGGGUGCCCAAGGAAUGGCCACGUUUAACAACCAGAAGGCACUGACCCUGGAAUCGCUAAAGGACCUCCACGUCUCACUCAAGGACCUCCCUGGACCCGAAGUGCUCGCGGAAGAUCCUAUGGGCCUGAAAGUAUCGCUUAUGAAUCACCAAAAGCACGCCUUAGCCUGGAUGUCCUGGCGCGAAUGUAAACUACCUCGGGGAGGAAUCCUGGCCGACGAUAUGGGUUUAGGCAAGACUCUAACAAUGAUCUCAUCUGUCCUUGCGUGCAAAAAUCGCCAAGAGGGCAAAGAUGACAGCAGCGACAGCGACAGUGAGGAUGAUAAAAAGCGAAAAAGCGUGGUCGGAUGGAAAUCCAAGGGCCGUAAAGAUACACAUAGGGGCGGCACAUUGGUGGUGUGCCCUGCCAGCUUGCUGCGUCAGUGGGAGAGCGAGGUGGAAUCCAAGGUUUCACGUAAUAAACUGACCGUUUGCGUGCAUCAUGGCAACAAUAGGGCGACGAAGGGAAAACACCUUCGAACUUACGACAUUGUGGUGACAACCUACCAAAUUGUGGCGCGAGAGCACAAGAGCUUGAGUGCUGUGUUCGGCGUCAAGUGGCGUCGGAUCAUAUUGGACGAGGCACACGUGGUGCGUAAUCACAAAUCGCAGUCGUCAUUGGCGGUGUGUGAUUUACGGGGCAAAUAUCGUUGGGCUUUGACUGGCACUCCUAUUCAAAACAAGGAGCUGGAUGUAUUUGCCCUACUGAAGUUCCUGCGCUGCUCGCCUUUUGAUGAUUUAAACACGUGGAAGAAGUGGAUUGACAACAAGAGUGCUGGAGGGCAAAAUCGUCUUAAUCUUUUAAUGAAGUCACUAAUGCUGAGGCGCACGAAAGCACAGUUGCAAUCGGAUGGCAAGCUGAACAGCUUGCCAAAUAAAGAGUUGCGCCUGAUCGAGAUCUCGCUGGACAAAGAGGAGAUGAAUGUUUACCAAACUGUAAUGACUUAUUCGAGAACACUGUUCGCUCAGUUUCUCCAUCAGCGCGCCGAGAGAGAAACGGAUUUUAAUUACAGAAGCGAUGCUAAUAAACCAACCUACAACCAAAUUAAAGAUCCCAAUGGGGCAUAUUACAAAAUGCACGAAAAGUUUGCCAGAAUGGCCGGAAGUAAAAGGGAGGUAAAAUCUCAUGAUAUAUUGGUGUUAUUGCUGCGUCUUCGACAAAUUUGCUGCCAUCCUGGGCUUAUCGAUGCGAUGUUGGAUGGAGAGGAAUCCCAGAGUAUGAGAGACCACGGUUCUGACAGCGAUACACCGGAAAUUGACUUGCUAGCCCAGCUUAAUAAACUCGCAAUUACGGACACCUCGACGGAGGGUCAGCUUUCGGUUGCCAAUGCAGGUGACGACGGUCCUCCGCUGUUGCCAGAUGAAGCCCGCAUUGCCAAGGCCUCCAAAAAUCUGCUGAAGCGCAGUAAUCCAGUAUUUAACCUGCGACGUCCCUCUUCAAAAAUUAACAUGGUGGUACAAAUCCUUAAGACUUCGAUCUUAAAAAGCUCGGACGACAAAGCAAUUGUAGUAUCGCAGUGGACUUCAGUCUUAGACAUUCUUCGGGAACAUUUGAGUAAGGAUGGUGUGACGACCCUAUCUUUAAACGGUACUAUUGCGGUGAAAAACCGUCAAGACAUUGUAAAUCAGUUUAACGAUCGAAACAAUCAAAAGCGCGUUCUUUUGCUUUCCCUUACUGCUGGUGGUGUGGGCUUGAACCUGAUUGGUGCAAACCACCUGUUGCUCUUGGAUCUUCACUGGAACCCCCAGUUGGAGGCACAGGCACAGGACCGGAUCUACCGCGUUGGCCAAAAAAAAAACGUGAUAAUCUAUAAGUUCAUGUGCGUGGACACAGUUGAGCAGCGAAUCAAAGCAUUGCAAGAUAAAAAAUUGGAUCUGGCCGAUGGUGUCCUCACAGGCGCCAAAGUUAGUUCAAAACUUACUAUAGAUGACCUAAAAGGAUUGUUUGGAAUGUGAGCUUGCUUGUAAUGUUAGUUUUUUUUAUCAACUUACUUUUUGUUGUUUUGCAAAUGUAUUCCAUAGAAGACUCUUUUAUGUUUAUUUACAGCGAAAUAUUUAUUCAAGAUUAAUGUAAAUUUUCUUUAUGUUUUCAUUUCUUUGUUUCAAAGCUUUUGUAUUUAAAUUAACUAGAAUACCAUUUAAGUUGUUUGGUGAAUUAUAAUGAGUUCCAUUAAAA
Messenger RNA from Drosophila teissieri, 3466 nucleotides. It is a transcript of the gene lds, whose product is annotated as transcription termination factor 2. Gene Ontology annotation, molecular function: ATP-dependent chromatin remodeler activity; ATP binding. The transcript is spliced from 5 exons. NCBI's taxonomy places the organism in Eukaryota, Metazoa, Arthropoda, Insecta, Diptera, Drosophilidae. The record is from RefSeq and is a predicted model, not a curated record. The coding region runs from base 94 to 3246 and encodes 1050 amino acids.